AUGAAUGAUUUGGAUGUAGGGAUAGAAAGUACAACAGACAAGUUUGCAAAUAACACUAAAAUAGAUGGGAAAGAAUGGAAGGAUCCUUAUUGUCUAAAUGUGGAGAAAUUUCAGAGUGCUUCGGUGCAGAGUGACCUGGCUGUCCUCGUGCAUGAACUACAGCAAACAAGUAUGCAGGCAGCAACAGAGCUAUGUGGCUUGUUGGAAGCUGACUUGUGUGAAGCAAUGAUCGUAGCAGUCAAGGUCACCACAGCCAUGACCUUUGGUGGCUCAAACUCAUUCCAAACUCCCACAAGACAAAUGAUCAACAACCAACAGUUUACAGUGCACAUCUUCAUCAAGCUCAGUUUCUCCGAAGUAGAGUGCACACUUUUGCUGAGUUCCAAGUACACCCUUGAGACUCAAAGAGACAAACUUUCCUUUCUUGAACUUCUGGCAGCAGCAACUUCCAUGUGGCAUUUGUCAGUAUUCACUGACAUCCUAGGUUUUGUGCAACAAAUUUGUUUUGACCGGAGGUUUACUCAUCUGCCACUGAAAAAGAUCCAAAGUUAUUCUUUUGAAGGCCUUAGCAAUAUCAUAAGAAUUGAUAUUUCCCAGAGUGAUUCUUUGGAGAGAAUUGAACCUAAAGCCUUCGUUGAUCUUCUGGAUUUAGUGGAACUGAGCAUUUGUAAUACUGGAAUAGGAUUCUUUCCUGAUCUGACACACAUCCACUCCAUUGCAUCCAAUUUUAUUCUGGAAAUAUGUGACAAUUUGCACCUUCAAACCAUACCAGAAAAUGCAUUUCAGGGCAUGAACAAUGAAUCUCUAACACUGAAGCUGUACAAAAAUGGAUUUGAAAAUGUACAAAGCCAUGCAUUCAAUGCAACGAAGCUGGAUAAGUUGGAACUUAAUGAUAAUAAAAAUUUAAGGACAAUACACAAUGAUGCUUUUAGAGGAGCUAUUGGACCAGACGUAUUGGAUGUUUCCUCAACAGCACUUGAGCACUUUCCAUCUUAUGGAUUGGAAUUUAUUCAUAAGCUUACUGCACGUUUCACAUACUCACUGAAAAGGUUCCCAUCACUGGAAAAGUUUGCUAAUUUGAUGGAAGCAAAUUUGACAUAUCCCAGUCACUGCUGUGCAUUCAAAAACUACCCUGCUGACGAAUAUGAAGACUUAGAAGAAAUAUAUGAAAAUGCAGUAUCUUUUGAUUAUAGCUUUUGCCAUGCAAAGGAAGAUCUCAUCUGUACUCCAGAACCAGAUGCCUUCAAUCCAUGUGAAGAUAUAAUGGGAUACAACAUUCUAAGAGUUCUUAUAUGGUUCAUUAACAUUCUUGCUAUUGUGGGUAACUUUGUUGUUUUUAUUGUUUUGGUGAUUAGUCAGAAUAAGCUUACGGUCCCACGUUUCCUCAUGUGCAAUCUUGCUUUUGCCGAUCUCUGUAUGGGUCUCUAUUUGCUACUUAUUGCGUCCAUUGAUUUGAGUACCAAAAGCCAAUAUUACAACUACGCUAUAGACUGGCAGACUGGAGCUGGGUGUGCCAGUGCUGGCUUCUUUACUGUUUUUGCAAGUGAGCUCUCUGUGUACACACUGAUGGUGAUUACCUUUGAAAGAUGGCACACAAUUACACAUGCCAUGCAGAUGGACAGGAAGCUCCGUUUAAGGCAUGCUGUACUGAUUAUGUUCGGAGGCUGGGUAUUCUCUCUUAGUGUGGCAACACUACCACUUGUAGGAAUCAGCAAUUACAUGAAAGUUAGCAUCUGUUUGCCCAUGGAUAUAGAAACUCCUGUUUCCCAGGCUUAUGUUAUAUUCCUAUUAGUACUGAAUGUUAUUGCCUUUGUUAUAAUUUGUGUCUGCUAUAUCAAAAUAUAUUUAGCUGUGAAAAACCCUGAUUUUGUUUCUAAAAAUAGUGAUACAAAGAUUGCCAAACGAAUGGCUAUACUAAUAUUUACAGACUUUAUGUGUAUGGCUCCAAUAUCAUUUUUUGCUAUUUCAGCAGCUUUUAAGUCACCCUUCAUUACAGUGACUAAUGCUAAAAUUUUGCUAGUAUUGUUUUAUCCACUCAACUCUUGUGCAAAUCCAUUUCUCUAUGCAAUCUUCACAAAAGCAUUCAGAAGGGACUUCUUCAUCCUAUUGAGCAGGUUUGGUUACUGUGAAAUGCAGGCACAAAUUUAUAAAACUGACUAUUCAAGCUCCAAGAGUGCCACCAGGGAAAACUCAGGUGCAGCUGUCAAGCUAACAACAUUCAGUACACAGGAUUUACCAGUCAAUGCAACUGCUGAAUUUUGUUGUAAAGAAUGCUGA
This is a messenger RNA of Stegostoma tigrinum, 2277 nucleotides long. RefSeq names its product lutropin-choriogonadotropic hormone receptor-like. Bases 1 to 2277 code for a protein of 758 amino acids. The transcript has 12 exons. NCBI's taxonomy places the organism in Eukaryota, Metazoa, Chordata, Chondrichthyes, Orectolobiformes, Stegostomatidae. Gene Ontology annotation, cellular component: membrane. Gene Ontology annotation, biological process: luteinizing hormone signaling pathway; male gonad development; ovarian follicle development. Gene Ontology annotation, molecular function: thyroid-stimulating hormone receptor activity; luteinizing hormone receptor activity. The record is from RefSeq and is a predicted model, not a curated record.